Molecule: messenger RNA, 2551 nt
Organism: Diaporthe batatas
Lineage: Eukaryota; Fungi; Ascomycota; Sordariomycetes; Diaporthales; Diaporthaceae
Exons: 9
Coding region: 404-2146 (580 amino acids)
Cellular component (GO): cytosol
Molecular function (GO): asparagine synthase (glutamine-hydrolyzing) activity
Source: RefSeq, a predicted model, not a curated record
GUCGUUUGAGGGCACUGUCUCAGGGGCCCAGAGAGAUAAGCCUUCUGGCGCUGGGCCAGUAGAUUGACCCUUUCAGACUUGGCCCGAGAUCGGAACCAGCUCGCCCAAGCUCUGACCAAAAUUAAAUCACGGGCGUUACGUUUCGCAUGGGGCCUCGAGGUGGGCUCUGUAUCAGGACAUUUUAUCAAAUCGAAUCUGGCUGACCUCUGACUCAACUGGCGUCUCUGCUACUGGAUAGAUAGACCCGCUGGUCGACCUGGUGUGCUGGCUGUUUAUUCCUCCCUUCUACACCCUUCAACAUUUCUCCCACCAGGCGCAUAGCUGAACGUCGCGACCGUCGUCCCCCUUUCCUUGACACCCCCUUCCCUCACUAUACCCCCGGCCAGCACAAGCCUCAGUCACAAUGUGUGGUAUUUUUGCGUGUCAUAGACACCCCGAGGUGCAAAAGUUCAAGCCGACUGCAUUGAAACUCUCAAAAGCAAUUCGGCACAGAGGACCCGAUUGGAGCGGAAGCAUCAUCUGCAAGGACACAAUCCUAUGCCAUGAGCGUCUGAGUAUCGUCGGCGUCGAGAGCGGUGCCCAGCCCCUGACCAACGCCGAUGAAAGUAUCAUCCUCGCCGUCAAUGGCGAGAUCUACAACCACAGGUUAAUCCGAAAGAGUCUCAAGACACCAUACCACUUCAAGACGCACUCUGACUGCGAAGUUGUCAUUCCUCUGUACAUGGAAUACGGCCUCGACGCCCCUAAGCACCUCGAUGGCAUGUUCUCAUUCGUGCUCUACGACAAGAAGCUCGACCGCACGAUUGCCGCCCGUGACCCUAUCGGUAUCACCACAUUGUAUAUGGGCUGGUCAUCCAAGGAGCCCGGCACCGUCUACUUCGGCUCCGAGCUCAAGUGCCUGCACCCAGUAUGUGACAAGAUCGAGGCCUUCCCCCCGGGGCACAUCUACGACAGCCAGACCGGCCAGACCACGAGAUAUUUCGAGCCAAAGUGGUGGGACGGCUCCAAGGUUCCACAGCAACCUGCCGACCUCAAGCUUCUGCGGGAGAGCCUGGAGAAAUCGGUGCGAAAGCGAUUGAUGGCCGAGGUCCCAUACGGUGUUCUGCUGUCAGGAGGUCUGGACUCGAGUCUGGUCGCAUCGAUUGCCCAGCGCGAGACAUUGCGCCUGAAGAAGGCUGCUCUGGAGGCCAACGGCGGCGCAGAGCCCCAACCUGGAGACGAGGACAAGGGCGAGGGCCUCGUGGGCAUCGAUGAUGAGAACAAGCUGUCAACCGUCACGUACCUGCCGCAGCUCAACUCCUUCUCAAUUGGCCUGCCAGGCUCGCCCGAUAACGAGGCGGCGCUCAAGGUCGCCAAAUUCCUGGGAACAAAGCACCACGUAAUGACGUUCACCAUUGAGGACGGCCUCAACGCCCUGUCAGACGUCAUUUACCACCUCGAGACCUACGAUGUGACGACCAUCCGCGCAUCAACACCUAUGUACCUCUUGUCCCGCAAGAUCAAGGCUAUGGGUAUCAAGAUGGUGCUCAGUGGCGAGGGCAGUGAUGAGAUCUUCGGUGGUUACCUCUACUUCGGCCACGCCCCCGACAAGGAUUCCUUCCAUGACGAGUGUGUCCGCCGCGUCAAGGCCCUGCAUCUGGCUGACUGCCUCCGGGCUAACAAGUCCACCUCGGCGUGGGGUCUUGAGGCGCGAGUGCCAUUCCUGGACAAGGAGUUCCUCGAGACCGCCAUGGCUGUUGACCCCGCCGACAAGAUGAUCGACAAGGACCACAUGGAGAAGUACAUCCUGCGCAAGGCUUUCGACACUUCUGACGAGCCCGACAACCAGCCAUACCUCCCCGACGAGAUCCUCUGGCGACAGAAGGAGCAGUUCUCGGACGGUGUUGGGUACGGCUGGAUCGACGCGCUCAAGGACAACGCUGAGCUGCACGUGACGGACGAGAUGAUGAAGAACCCCAAGCCUGAGUGGGGCAACGACAUCCCCGACACGAAGGAGGCCUACUGGUACCGCUGCAUGUUCGACGAGCACUUUCCUCCAAGCUGUGCUUCGACUGUGAUGCGGUGGGUGCCGAAGUGGGUGAAGCAGACUGACCCCAGUGGACGUGCGAUUGCUUCCCACCAGCAGAAGUAUGACCAUGUUGAGUAACUGAGUUUGCGGCAACAAGAAACUCGCGACUGCUGUGGUAAAAUGUUGGAAGUAAAUUUAGUCUAGGCUAUGGGAUGAAAAACAGAACACGAAUGACCGUGUUGUAGGACAACGUAGACAUGGGCUGGUGAUGGCCUUCUUAUUUCCCACGAAUAGACUGCAAAAUACCGUCCAAGAACAACAGAUGGACUACUUGGCGAUGUGUAAUGCCGGGAAGCGUCACAGAACCCGUCGUAAUGCAACUUACAGCCCGAGCCAUUACGGAGUGUUGAAGACCAGAGUUGAUCAAGUCUUGUAGGUUUUUGCAUGAAUCAAAGUCAUCGUGCAUGCAUGGGGACCCAUUCAAAAGCGCUGGUGCAGCACGUGGUUGAGGUUGUGUCAAUGCAGAGGGGCCCGAGGUUGCGU